AUGAAAAUCAAAGCAGCGGUGGGGAGCAAUGACAAUGGAGCCUUCUCUUCAUGGGUGGAGGGAAGCGACCCUUGUGGCGAUGGCGUUUGGCUGCACAUCACAUGUGAUUGGUCACAAUCAAACCCCGUCAGCAACAAGGAUGCGACCAAUUACGCAGUCGUCGUGACCUUAGAUCUAACGAACCUGAACAUCGCCGCGCCGUUUCCCACAGACAUAACGAGCCUGACGAACCUUGUCACUCUGAAGAUUGGUGGGAACCGUUUUGCUGGGGAUCUGACCAGCGUAAACUUCAGUCGAUUGUCUCAGUUGCAAAGCUUGAUCCUGGACAACAAUUCACUUUCUGGGACGAUUCCAAAAUCUUUGGCCCUUCUGCCGUCUCUAACUUCGAUCAACGCGGCAAACAACGGUUUCAACGGGAUUGCCAACGAACUAAGCGCCCUCAAGAAGCUGAAAACUCUCACUCUUUCAAACAAUCCGCUUGGGGGUCAAGGCAUUCCAUCGUUCUUGGACGGCUCAUUCACGGCCCUGACCGACUUGCAGCUGCAGAUCAACCGACUCACUGGAGUGAUUCCUGACCAGAUUGGCAACAUGAAGACGUUGCGUGACGUGCAACUGCAGAACAACCGUCUAUUGGGGUCGAUUCCGGAUCUCAGCAAGCUCAACAGUUUGGUGCUUUUGGACCUUAGCCAGAACUCUCUUGGGGCGGUAGAUGAGAACGGAAGCCUCAAUACCACUAGUCCGAUCGGGAUUCCCGCUUCUCUGAGCAACCUUCAGGCCCUGCAGCACUUGGAUCUCAGCCAGAACAAGCUUUCAGGCCCAGUCCCGGACCAGCUCGCAUAUCUAAAUAGACUGCUUCAUCUCGAUCUCUCAAACAACAAGCUCACUGGACCCGUGCCCACUUCCUUCACCAACAUGAGGAAUCUUCAAAGCAUCAAUCUCGGAGGCAAUCAGCUUGGAGGCGCAGUCCCCAGCUUCUUCAAGAAUAUGACCGCGCUUCAGGAGAUCUCACUGAACGGGAAUUCGUUCACCGGCAGCGUGCCACUCUCCAUAUUCCAGGGCCCGUCCAUCAGAGCGCUGGAUCUGAGUGACAACUCGUUUGGGGGGCCUUUACCAGUCUGCCUCACCACUCUCGACCUGACUUUCCUCAACCUGGACAACAAUCAGCUGUCAGGCACAUUGCCCCUCGAGCUGGGAAACCUUUCGAGAUUGGAGAUACUAGGCUUGGGAUACAACAACUUCACGGGAGAGGUUCCGAGCACUAUAUGCAACGGGCUCAAGAACAUGAAGGCUCUCGACAUCUCGAACAAUCGGCUGACGGGGAACCUCACAAACAGCUGUUUGUUCGAUCGUGUCAGAUACCCUGAUCUCCACCUCUGGUACGACAACAACUUCUUCACGUGCUCCGCCGACAGCUCAUGUCCUCCAUCCCUAGUCGCCAACCCGUUCAAGAAUCUCACCCUGGGCGUCGACCCUCAGAUUGCCAGCUCGCUUCUUGCGCUGGCCCCGGCACCAUCACCCGCUGGAUUUUUGACGACCGGACCUGUUCGCAACGGAACGAAUCAGCAGGUAGCCCCGCCGCCAGCGGCACCGGCAUCUGGCGCGACAAAAAGCUUCAUUGCAAGUGCCAGUAUCUUCGUGGUCAUUGCUGGCCUGGUAGCGUUAGUUUUUUGA
Klebsormidium nitens is the source of this 1671-nucleotide messenger RNA. The record is from the annotation of a GenBank genome assembly. Lineage: Eukaryota; Viridiplantae; Streptophyta; Klebsormidiophyceae; Klebsormidiales; Klebsormidiaceae.